UGUUGACCCGAUUUGUUCCGGACCCCCCGAUUACGCUCCGAUACGAUAAGAUCCAUUAUACCCACCUUGGAUCGGAUCAGAUUGUUGAAAUUAGGUGAAACAAUGGCAGAAUCGCUCAUUGAUUUGAAUGAACUUCUCAUCGCCAGAAAGGUUUCUCUGACAACUGAAGAAAGUAAACUACUAAAUUCAUGGAAGCAAUCUGCUGUAAGAGAUUUUGGCAUUGGUGCAGCUGGUGCUUCCCUUGCCACUUGGUUAGUUACUCGAAGGCUGCAUAACUUAUUCCGCAUCAACCUUGCAGUAGGUGCUGGUUGGUUCUUCGGCAAGUGGAGAUUUGCCAAGUCUUUGGAUUCAGGUGUUGAACUUAUUCUCUCUCAGCAUGGAACUCGUCUGCAAAAGGAGUUGGGGGAAAUAAUGUUGAAGAAGUACCAGCAUAAUCCGCCUGUAUUGCAGUUUGUCUCCAAAUACUUUUACUCUGAAAAUGUUUAUGAUGAUGAUUCAACAGACCAGCCAAAACCGAGGUGGCGUUUCCGAAGUACCUAUGGGGAAAGUUUUUCUUCUCAUGAGGUAGAAGGUGAUGACUCUUCCAAUAAGAAAUCCCAUUUGGAGAAUACUGAUCUGAGGAAAACUAAUCUUGAGAGAGAACAAAUUAUUAUGAAUGGUGUUGGUGUUGGUGCUGCUCUAGAUUCAACCGAAGACCCAUUUGAUUGCAUUCUUGGACAUCAAGUGAACACCGAAGAGAUUCACCACCCUGAUGCCUCUAGCCAAUUGCCUAGAAGGCGUAAUCAUAGCCACAGACGGUCUCAUAGCAGGCGUCGGAUGCAUCGCCACGAGAACAUGGAAGGUUGAGCUUUUAAUUGGCCGACCUUAUGCAAGAUUGAACUAAUCUGUCCCUGGUGAUCAAUCUUGCAUGCCCUGUUAAAUAAUCUGUAUUACAUUGAAACUGACAUUACCUAAGAGCUGGGGUUGUAUAUAGGCUCAGUGGCUUUUGUGAUCAUAAACUUACUUAUGGAAUGGGGUAGGAUGUUUUCACGUCUUACUGUAGUGCCCGGUUUGUCUUGAUAGCAAUUAUUUAUGGAUUAAUUUAAAGGGUAGCUAGCAUAAAUUAUAAUAUAGGAUGAAAUGCAAUAUCCACAGAAUUGACAACCAGCCUUUUAUAUCCACUGUAAUGAAAAAAAUUCUCUUGUUAAAUUUCUCUUUUCAUUGUA
Messenger RNA from Solanum dulcamara, 1205 nucleotides. RefSeq lists its product as uncharacterized. Bases 103 to 846 code for a protein of 247 amino acids. The transcript is spliced from 6 exons. The record is from RefSeq and is a predicted model, not a curated record. Lineage: Eukaryota; Viridiplantae; Streptophyta; Magnoliopsida; Solanales; Solanaceae.